Messenger RNA from Xyrauchen texanus (razorback sucker), 348 nucleotides. RefSeq names its product G protein subunit gamma 14 (gene gng14). The record is from RefSeq and is a predicted model, not a curated record. Gene Ontology annotation, biological process: G protein-coupled receptor signaling pathway. NCBI's taxonomy places the organism in Eukaryota, Metazoa, Chordata, Actinopteri, Cypriniformes, Catostomidae. Gene Ontology annotation, cellular component: heterotrimeric G-protein complex. The transcript has 2 exons. Bases 128 to 340 code for a protein of 70 amino acids. Gene Ontology annotation, molecular function: G-protein beta-subunit binding.
GAAACAAGAACAUUUCCAACUCUCUAGGAGAAACUCAAUGAACUCCUGAGGUAAAAUCACAGCUCUACUCGACUUAUCUAAAGCAGACCGGUGACCGUAUAUUAUGUUCAGGGUCUGAUAUGCAGUGAUGGAUGUCUACUGCAGUAAUAAUGUUCUUCAGGCCAGAAGAACUGUGGAGCAGCUGAGACUGGAGACAGAGCUACAGAGGAUCAAGAUUUCUGCAGCAGCAGAGCAGUUGGUUCAGUAUUGUCAGGAACACGGGAGAGGUGAUCCACUGCUAACCGGCAUCGCUGCCUCCUCCAACCCAUUCAAAGACAAGAAGACAUGCGUGCUGCUGUGAACGACAUG